AUAAAAUGUGCAGAGCUCCAACAUGAGGGAGAGACCUUGCAAUGGUCAGGGAAAGGGUCAGUGAUCUCCGUUCGAGAAAAAAAAUAGAGCAAUCCACAGGAUUAUCAGACAACACGAAAAUCACAGCAUUUCUGAUUACAUUACCAUCUUCAGGCUUUAGGUGAAACAGUUUGUAGAGUUUCAGCUAAGUGUGAGUCUUCGUGUCACCCCAGCUCUCAGCACAGAUCAGUGAUAAGUGAUGGCCAGUCUCAUUGGUGGAGUACAGUAUACAGCAGCUCAGUCUCCACAGCACGCGGAAGCCUGUAUAGUCAGCAGCUGUUACUGCACCCUCAGCAUUCUCCACACCGACACUGAGGGCAAUGGAUUCUGUCAUCUGGCAUCUCCUCAUCUUCAGAGCGAUUUCUCCAGGCUCGACUGUGAUGAGGACCAAUAUCAUUUCCAUGGAUUCUGCUGAGGUCCUGCUGCCCUGUUCCAACGUGAGUUUUCAACCGGUGGCUGUCAGUUGGUUUUGGAGAAAUUCUUCCUCAGAGAAUAAACACCUGAUAAGCCGGCUCGAUAACGCCAGCCUCCCUUGCCAAGGUAACACUGACAAGGUCACCUUCAACCGGGCUGACUGCUUUCAGUCGAGGGAUUUCUCAAUCCUGCUCACGCCGACCCUGCGGGAUGGUGGAUCCUAUUACUGCGAGGCCCGCGGGCAGGCCGAGAACGUGUAUAUUCGAGGGAUCGAGCUGCUCGUUUUUCGAGUGAAGGUGACUCCAGUGAACGCCCUGACCCCGGGAGAAACCGUGAGCUUCGCCACAGAACUAUCGGAGCCCAUCCAUACCCGCGACGUCAAGUGGGAUCCACGCUUGGCGCACGGCGUCACAAACCAGCUGGGGUUCCAGUGGACACGCGAUGGCGCUCCCAUCGUGAGGGGCAGCAGGUACAUGCUGAACUCGGGAACAUUCAACAUCAGCUGCUUCCAAAGGAGGGACUCCGGGGAGUAUACGCUAACCUUGACCCUGAACAACAGGACGGCCGCUACUUACAGCAAGUGGCUGGAGGUGGCAGGGUCUUUUCCCGAAAUCUCGCUCAUCUCUGGCAUCAGCCUGGCUGUUAUCGGGGUGCUGUGUUUAAUUGCCUCAGCGAUGAUCGUUUAUAAGAGGCCAACGGUUCGUCAACAAAACCAGCCUGGUAACUACGUCAAUAUUCCUGCUCGACACCAGCUCUCCAAUCAGGGUGACCCAGCGGUGAGCUCGAUUUACACGAUACUGAACGUGAAUGAUCGGUCACUGUACAGCCAGCUGCAGAGAUAAGCGGCGACUGAGUUCCGACUGAGACUGGUUUCCGAGAGCAAUGAGCGUUCCUCCCAUCGAGUGUCCAGCCCUCGUCCUCCCUUGCCAGAGGCACAAUCUCACCUGGGUCUGAAAGCCCUCUCCGGCCUGCUGUCGCACACUCUGCCAUCCUAAUGCAACAAUCUCUCUGCCAAAUCCAUGCCACGGGUCAAUCAACAUCCUGGUGCCCGCGUCUCCGGUUUGUCUCACCCUGUCCAAGACCCUUCACCCCGUCCUCUCCCCAUGGCCCGUCCUGAGUGGUGGUGCGAUACUGGGAUAUCCCCCUCCCCUCCUCUCCAGUCAGACAGGCUCCCAAUUUCCCAUUGUCACCCUCUUCGAAAGCCUCUGACAUAUCCGCACUCAUUGAAACGGAGCUGCCCUCCGAGAAAUCUGUACCUCAGUACCGCAAGGGCUCAGUAUCGUCCGAGGAGAUUUCAGUCCAAGAAUGAUGAUUGGGGAUUGGUUAACUCUCUUUCUCUCUGGACGGAUGUUCCCAGACCUAUUCGGAUCUGCCAGUAACUGCUGUGUUUGUUUCUUGACUUACCUGUUCAUGUCAACCCCAUCUCAACGCCCCAUUUUCCACAUCUAAAUCUUCAACGCAUCGGGACAGCGUUGUGACAUCUGUGAAUCUCGCCAAUUAAUACUUUAUCCCUUGUUAAUGCAGCUCAGAAACAUCAGUCACCACCAGCCCACUGUCUUUCAAUAACAUUCUGAGGAAAUAUCUCUCCUUUCAACAUAAAAUUGAGUACAGGAGUUGGGAAGUGGUGUUGCAGUUGUACAGGACGUUGGUGAGGCUGCACUUGGAGUAUUGGGUUCAGGUUUGGUCACCUUGCGACAGGAAGGAUGGUAUUAAACUGGAACGAGUGCAGAAGGAAAUUUACAAGGAUGUUGCCGGGAGUUAAAGGGUGAGGUCGGAGAGGACAUUCUAACUUUAGACUUUUGGAGACUGAGUGAGGGGGAAUCUUAUCGAAGUGUAGAAGAUCAUGAGGGGCAUGGAUCGGGUGAUCGCACUCAGUCUUUUCCC
This is a messenger RNA of Chiloscyllium plagiosum (whitespotted bambooshark), 2337 nucleotides long. The record is from RefSeq and is a predicted model, not a curated record. Lineage: Eukaryota; Metazoa; Chordata; Chondrichthyes; Orectolobiformes; Hemiscylliidae.